Messenger RNA from Echinostoma caproni, 996 nucleotides. Lineage: Eukaryota; Metazoa; Platyhelminthes; Trematoda; Plagiorchiida; Echinostomatidae. The record is from the annotation of a GenBank genome assembly.
AUGACUGCUGCGGUCGGGAACAGUGGCGGUGGUGUUGGUGGAGGUAGCAACAGUGGAACUCCCCUAACAACUGCACUCAACACUCCUGGGACUCCCACAAAGACCCCGGCCAUGCUCACUCGGGCCACGUCUGGGUCGGUAGCCUCACCAAGACGUUCGCAAACACCGAGCACAAGUAGCACAACAGCAGUAUCGGUUCGAGGCUGCGUUCCGGAUGUGAACAGUCCUCAGCCGGCACUGACCACGCAGUUCGCUCCCGAGCCGGAUCUGGGCGAUGCGAAUCGGUGUUCUGGCGAGAGUGAAUUGACCUGCCUCACACGACAUCUGAUUAUGUGCUUGUGUGUACUGGGAACCCAGAUUCCUUUGCUUGGUCGAAUGUCUCUUUUUAUGGCUGAGGAGUUGGAAGAGCUCCGACCAUCCGUGCAAUUGGUGUUCAGCACCCCAAGCUUGGAAGACAAUUCGCCUCAAUUGACGUUCGGUGUCCUCAUCACUUUGGCACAUUCGUUGAGCUACUUGUUCCUUAAGGUGUCUCGCUACAUUCGGACUGAUUCACCUGCCACAAAAUCGGUUUGCGAAUUGAGUGCUUUAUUGGCCCAGGCACACGAGAUGACAGUGGCCAUUAUGCUCUCUCAGGCAACUUUGAUCCUCCUGCACGAGCGAACCUCAUCGGCCGAGAAGCAGCUGCUUGUGAGAGAGCUGACCAGCGAAUUGAAAUCGUGUAAUUUACUUGGCCGCAGUUCCCGUCGUCGCCAUUCGUUGGGUCAUCGUUCCUCCCAUAGCCCGAGUAGUCGUUCGUCAAGCACAGCUCGGGCGCUUCAACGUGCCACAUCACCGCAUGUUCCCUCGACAACCACAGCACACUCCACAUCGGUAGCUGCAGCUGCAGCUGCUGACCUACACUCGGUGGGCACCAAACUAACCGGGCCGGACCUGGGCGGGUUCGGGUUCGAACAAGCGAUUGACCGGUUUUCCGAACUUCUCCGUUUGUCCAUAUAG